Messenger RNA from Myxocyprinus asiaticus (Chinese sucker), 7725 nucleotides. RefSeq names its product endosome/lysosome-associated apoptosis and autophagy regulator family member 2-like. The record is from RefSeq and is a predicted model, not a curated record. NCBI's taxonomy places the organism in Eukaryota, Metazoa, Chordata, Actinopteri, Cypriniformes, Catostomidae. Gene Ontology annotation, biological process: positive regulation of BMP signaling pathway. The transcript is spliced from 22 exons. The coding region runs from base 3733 to 6771 and encodes 1012 amino acids.
GGGCCAUUUUUGAUGUGGUAGUUUGCCAAAUUUAAAAACUUUUUACCAAGGAGAUUUUGAGUUAUUGGGUAAUUUAGAGCUACAGUAAUAAUAAUAAAUAUAGCUGCAAGCAGCGAUACCGGGGUCAAGACAAUUAUUGGGACCAUGAGCAGCAAAAGAAGCUUUGUGACAGUGUAUGAGUUAGAAAAAGUAACCUUUCAAUCAUAAAAAGCCCCAUUUAUUUUAAAAAAUAAAUAAAAAUAGCUAGUAGUUAGAAUUUUUGUCCAGUAUGUGGUGCUGUUCUGAAACUGCUCAGGUAGUAUCUGGGCAUGAUGGUUAUCAUGCAGGAAAGCAUUCAAGAGUUAUAAGCCAAAAUAGCCAUUUUUGCUAUCUCCUGACCAGUAGGGGUCAGAGUGCCAAAACGCUGAAGGUAACCUCAGGGCCUAAUGGUGAUGACACGUACCAAGUUUCGUCCCAAUCCCUCAAAGCGUUAAGGAGAUACAGCCUCAAGUUCAAUUUUGCGCAUUCUUCUGCGAAUUCGUUGAAGCGCCAUUUGAAAACGGUAUGGUUUAUCAAAAUUCUGUGAAUAACGUUUUGUCGUGAGUGCCUAGAUGAUGCAGACCAAUUUUUGUGCAAAUCGGACAAACAGUCUAGGAGUUCAAAAAAGUGCGUUUUCAAAACAUUUACAAAUGGCAGACAGGAAGUUUGCUUGAUCAUGACGUAAUUGGUAUCAUUGUUCUCUGCAUGAACCACGGAAUUUAUCAAGACCAGUCUUAUGACAGUAGGCAAAAGGAGUCAAUAGUUAUUCGCAUUUUUAGAAAUAGCAUUAUAAAUUUUGACCACAAGGUGGCGCUGUCCUGAAACGUUUUGAGUCCCUUCAGAGCAUGGUGCCAAAGACACCUACCAAGUUUUGUAACGAUACACCAAGUUGUUUGUAAAAUACAGCAUUUUAUGACAAUUCAAAAUGGCCGACAUAGAAAUUUUUCAUAUCGUUGGACUCGCUAUACCCCACUGAAUUUAAUGAGACCAAUUUGAUGAUUUUAUGACAAACUGUUCAGAAGUUAUAAGCAAAAAUGAGCUUUUUUCAUAUCUCGUGACCACUAGGUGGCACUGUUCCGAAACUGAGCAGGCACCCUCGAGUCAUAGUGCCUGUGAAAAAUAAUAAGUUCGGUAUGAAUAUGCUAAAGCAUUAUGGAGAUAUACCCUCACAUCCAUUUUGGCAUGCUCUUCGUCGAAUUCAUUGAAGCGCCAUUCGAAAACGGUAUGGUUUAUCAAAAUUCUAGAUGAUGCAGGCCAAUUUUCGUGCAAAUCGGACAAAUGGCCUAGGAUGAGUUAGAAAAAGUAGGUUUUUCAGAAAAUGUAUAAUGGCCGAUGUCCAAAAUGGCUGACAGGAAUUUUUGGGCUUGCUAUACCCCACUGAAUCUAAUGAGACCAAUUUGAUGAUUUUAUGACAAACUUUUCAGAAGUUAUAAGCAAAAAUGUGCUUUUUUCAUGUCUUGUGACCAGUAGGGUGCAGUGCGCCAAAACGCUGCACGUAACCUCAGGGCCUAAUGGUGAUGACACGUACCAAGUUUUGUCCCAAUCCCUCAAAGCGUUGCAGAGAUACAGCCUCAAAUUCAAUUCGUUGAAGCGCCAUUCGAAAACAGUAUGGUUUAUCAAAAUUCUGUGAAUAACAUUUUGUCAUGAGUGCCUCUAGAUGAUGCAGGCCAAUUUUCGUGCAAAUCAGACAAACAGCCUAGGACGAGAUCGAAAAAGUAGGUUUUUCAGAAAAUUCAAAAAGACAGAAAAAUGUUCAUGAUGGAAAAUGACAUCAUAGGGUGCAAUUGAAUCGUCUGGAGCCAAGGAAUCAGAGGAAAAAUAAUUUCGUUUCUAGGAUUCAAAAGUUAUUAACAUAAACGUGAGUGCAAAUUUGGGCAGUUGGUGGUGCUAGAGGGUUUGAGGUAGAGAUGCCAAAUUUGCUGUGGUAACACAUCAGACUGUCCUCUAUCUGUGUGCCAAAUUUUAUAACUUUCCCGCAAGCAGUUCUAUGGGCUGCCAUAGACUUGAGCGAAAGAAGAAGAAAACUAACGAAAACAAUAGGGGUCUUUUGCCCCAUCAAGGCUUGACCCCUAAUAAUAAGAAUACUAACAAAAACAAUAGGUUUCCUCCUGCCGGAGGAAUCCUAAUAAGGUUUUACAAAGCCUAUACACAUUUUCUUGUUGUGGUUGUGACAUAUUUGGAUAAAAUAUAGGUGGUUUAAGUAUGAAGAAAACAAGAUAUUUUGUUCAAACAGCAAUGUUUUUUGUUACUUGCAAAAGUCUGCGCCUAUUAAAUAAAUCAUUCUGUCUUAUGACUUAUGAAAUUCAUGUUACAUCUAGAAAAUAAAGGAUUAUGGUUAAGAGUCUAAAGGAAAACCUUACAUUCAAUUAAACAGCGUUACAGUACUGGUUAAAGAUGUAGUUGUGUUGGUUGUCAAAUAUCUAGUAGGUUGCAUUUCACUUACUGCAAGUUUAUGAAACUAUAGUACUUUGCCUCAUAGGAUUCCACGUAGAAACCAGAAAAAACAAACAAACAAAUAAAGUCCAUCACUGGUGACUUGUGUUACUUGGUGCCGUUUCUAGAAGUGGGCAAAGGGUCGGUCCUGUUUUUCUGUAUUUUAAAUCAAUGUGAGGUGUUAAGGCAAGGUCAUUCAAGAAUUGCAAGGAUGCUGUGGAUAAACUGUGAUGCUUAUUUGAUUUGGCUGCACACUUUGAUUCUUGUCUAGUUACAGAGGGCAGAAAAGGUACAUAAAAUACCUCCGACUGGUCAUUUUUGCACACAAAAUAAUAGGGCCAUCCCUGAAAAUGUUUCAGGAACACACAGAACAGACAGUACAACAUAUUUCAUGUAAACGUUCAAUGCAUUUCAUAUGAAUUCAUUACUCAAAGCACUAUGCCCCUGUAUAUUGGGCGCCCUUGUAAUAUUUGAUCCCAGUGCCAUUAAAGCAUAAAAUCAUGAAUUCUAUGCUAUUAUGCUUUCAUUCCGGAGCCCUGGCUUCAAAAUUUACAUUUUUAAUAUUUUCCACCAUAUGGAGCCAUUUUUCUCAUUUUUAGCCUAUGGAGCAAAUACAAGCUUUUCCCCUAUUCUCUGUUUGCUGUAUUAUAGAGCACUGCAGGCCAACUGAAUAAAUGAUGCAGAUAAAAUUGUGUGGGUGUGUUGGUAUGGAUGUCAGAGUGUGCUUUGUAUGUGUGUAUUGAGAAGUGUGUGUGUGUGUGUGUGUGUGUGUGUGUGUGUGUAGAGAGAGAGAGAGAGAGAGAGAAACAACAGUGGCAUUAUAUAAACAAACUGGCAUUUAAAGGGUUAAAAUCCUGAAAAUGAAUGAAUAUUUGGUAGUUAUGAUCAGGACUGAUGCUGGUUAAAAAAAUAACUAAUUGAAAGUGGAAAAUAAUAUUAAUAUAUAAUAUUAUUAUGGCAGUUUUUUGACGCAGACAUUUUUGUCCUCAAAGGACCUCUGAGUAACAUUUUUUUAAAUUGACACAAGGGUUAAGAACACCAUUAACAAUAGUUUUGCCAAUUUUAGAUUUAAAAUAAUUUUAAAUAUCACAUUAGGCAAAUUGUUCCGAUUUUGUUAACAACAUUGUUCCAGUUGGGUGAUCUACCAAAGCCUUGCGAAUCGGUUCGAUCGAGUCAUUAAGAAGAGAUCAGUUCAAGACGUCAUUAAAAUCCCCGUGACGUCAUUGCUGUGACUUCGCUGAAAUGAUGAUGGGACGCCCCGGUUAGUCCGUCCACCAGACGAUGGAGAGUACAACGCAAAGCCUCGUCCGUCACCGCAAGGAUUUUAUUGUGCAUUUUACGGCGUGGAUGUGUUAUGUUUUCAUCUUGCGCGCGCCCGCUGUGUCCAGUGCUCUCGCGCGUCAGUGCGAUGAGGCGGACUACUAUUAUCAGUACACUGAGUGUGACAGCACAGGAUCCAGAUGGAGGGUGGCCAUUCCUCUGAACCCUGGAGAGUGUACUGGACUACCAGUCCCUGUGCAGGGCACCGAGUGCACAUUCACGUGUGAAGCGGGGGAGUUUCUAGAGAUGUCUGCUCAGGAGUGCACUCAGUGUGCGGCUGGCACUUACUCCCUGGGCAGUGGAUUGCGUUUUGAUGAGUGGGACGACAUCCCGCCCGGAUUCAGCAACCUAGCCGCAAACCCUGAUAACUCCCCUAUUGGACAGAAUGCGUCCGCCUGCAGCAGUGCAAAGUGGAUUGCACAGGGUUCGUAUCUGGAGUCCAACAGGGAUGAGUGUACAGUGUCUCUGGUCUACACUGUGCACUUAAAAAAAACGGGCUCGGUGUCUUUCGAAUAUCAGUAUAUGGACAGCAGCAUCCUCUUUGAGUUCUAUAUUCAGAAUGACCAGUGUCAAGAGAUGGACCAGGAUUCAAAUAAAAAAUGGAUCAAAUUGACAAGUAAUGGCGAGUGGGGAACACAUAGUGUGUAUCUGAAUUCUGGCACUAACAUCCUGUACUGGAGGACUACCAGAGUAACACUGGGAGCUAAAGCUGUCAAACCCGUGUUCUUGAGGAGCAUCCGGAUAGAAGGUGUGGCAUACACAUCAGAAUGUUUCCAAUGCAAGCCCGGGACUUUCAGUCAUACCCCUGGUUCAUCCUCCUGUGAGCCCUGUCCACAGGACACCUACUCCGGUCGUGGGGCCAGCUCAUGUACACCGUGCAAUACAAAAACACACUAUGCUUCUGAAGGUUCUGCCAUGUGUAGGAGAAGACCUCCAUGCUCAAAGAAAGACUACAUCCAGACCUACAGCACCUGUGAUAAGAAGGGCAAGACUCAGGUCAUAUAUACGUGGGUAGAGCCUCAGAUUUGUUUGGAAGAUGCUCUGGGUGCUGUAAAACUGCCACCUUCUGGUCAGCGUAAGCCAUGUCCUCCAUGUAACCCCGGAUUCUAUAACAACGACAAGGCUACCUGUUCUCCCUGCCCACCUGGGACCUUCUCUGACGGGGUUAAAGCAUGCCAGCCUUGCCCAGCUGGCACAGAGCCUGUCCUCGGAUACGAGUACAAAUGGUGGAACGUGCUGCCUGCGAAUAUGAAGACGUCCUGCUUCAAUGUGGGCAAUAACAAGUGCAAUAGUUUAAAUGGUUGGGAGGUGGCGGGUGAUCACGUUCACUCAGGAACGGGUCGUUCAGAUAAUGAUUAUCUCAUUUUAACCCUCCGAGUGCCUGGAUUCAAGUUGCCCGUGUCAUUGCAUGCAACGUCUGGCAGCGAGUACAGCCGCAUCACUUUUGAGUUUGAAACCAUCUGCUCAGCUGACUGCGAGUUCUACUUCAUGGCGGAUGUGAACAGAAGGAGCACGGGUGUAGUUGAAUCAUGGGAAGGAAGUAAAACAAGGCAGAGCUAUACACACAUUAUGAAUGAAAACUCAACUGUUGAUUUGACCUGGGCCUUCCAACGCACCAGUCAGGCCAAAGAUGUACGUCAGUAUGUAAACGACAUGGUGAAGAUCUACUCCAUUGUUGUCACUAAUGCCAUGGACGGGGUGGCGUUGGCGUGCCGGACGUGCGCGCUGCAGUCUCAGAAGUCCGGCUCUUCCUGUGUGCCCUGUCCCGCUGACCACUACAUUGAUAAAGAGACCAACCAGUGCCAAGAGUGCCCGCCUGACACCAUCCUCUCUGGACACCCAAUCUAUGGCAGAGAAUCGUGCCAACCAUGUGGGCCGGGAAGCAAAAGCAACAAGGAGCACAAUGUGUGUUUUAGUGACUGUUCAUUCACAUACAUUGACCAGAAUCGGACUCUUCGGUACGACUUCAGCGCUCUGUCCUCCGCCAGGUCCAUCAUGAAUGGGCCGAGCUUCACUGCAAAAGGCACAAUGUACUACCACCUAUUCAAUAUCAGCCUGUGUGGAGCAGAGGGUCGCAAGGCAGCAGUCUGCAGAGAUAACGUCACAGAUCUGUCCAGUGAGGAUGUUGAUGGUGGUCAGCUGGGCACUUCAGUGGAGGCUUUUAUCUGUCAAUCAACAGUUAUCCCUUCAGAUGGCCGGGGCUUAAAAACAGCCCUCUCUUCUCAGUCCAUUAGCCUGGCAGACACAUUUCAAGGAGCAACAGUGGAGAAAUCACUCAACGGAAUAACCACCAGACCAGAACUCUUUCCAUCUCCAUCCGAGAGAAUUCCAGACAUUCACUUCUUCUAUCGUUCUCCUCAGGUCACAACCUCAUGUCCGAGAGGUAGAAAUGCAGUGGUUUCACUGCGCUGUAAUCCUGAAAAAACUGCGAGGGGAGACAUAUCUGUACCCAGUGAGUGUCCAGCAGGGACAUGUGAUGGCUGCACAUUCUACUUCCUGUGGGAGAGCUCCAGUGCCUGUCCACGCUGUACUGAUGCUCACUACCACGCCAUAGAAGGAGCCUGUAAAGGAGGAGUGCAGGACACAGUUUACGUGUGGACUGAACCUCGCUGGUGUACUGGCGGUCUCUCUCUCCCACUGAAGAGAACUUCUCCAUGUGAGACGAUAGAUUUCUGGCUAAAAGUGGGAGCUGGGCUUGGAGCGCUCUGUGCCGUUUUACUCGUCUCUCUAACCUGCUACUUCUGGAAGAAGAACAGGAAGCUGGAGUACAAGUAUUCUAAGCUUGUGAUGUCAGCCAAUAAGGAGUGCGAGUUGCCGGUGGCAGACAGCUGUGCCAUUAUGGAAGGAGAGGGCGAGGAGAACGAGGAAGAGGAAGUGGUUUAUCACAACAACUCUUCUCUUCUGGCUAAGCUAAAGGCUAUUGCCACCAAGGGCAACAACAAGAGCGCUGAAGCCAUCCAAAUGCAAUUCUCCCAUACGGAGAAGUCUGUGUGGGGAUAGAGGAAGAGGAAACAGGGAUAUGGAAAAAACGGAAGUCCUUUCCUGUUGGAUAUGACGCGCAGUGGCCUUAAGACAACAAGGGUGGAAGUUUUGCCUCAGGAAAUGCAAACAAAUACUCAUUGAAUAUUUCUGUCAUGUUUGUCUUCAGUGCGUUUUUUUUAUGUUGUUGUUUGUUUUAUAAAUGUUGUAAGUGUGGACAGGUUUCUCGGUAAGCUUUACAGAAUGACAGCCGCGACUUUACACGAGUCCUACUUGUCAGAGCAAAUGUAGCCAAGGGUCUUGCUAAACACACAAAUGCACAGAGACAUUAAGCUUUACUCUUCUAAUCCCAACUAAACAGCACUCGAAGGCCAUGUAAAGUGUGUUGCGUUCAAGCAUGACCAAAAUAGACUUUUUUCCCCUUUCCUUUUUGGCUCAAUUAAACCACUUGACUGUGUGACGGUGACGUUCCAAAUGAAAUAUGACAUGAGAUGAAUAAAGUCUGUGGGUAAAGAGAUUACAGAGAAGCUGGAGUCAGUUUUGUUCUAUGGUUUUUCAACAUAGCUCUGUGUCGUUCUGUUUGACUUUAGUUCUAAAACAAAUAGGAGAAAAACAGUUUUUCUGCAAACUGAACUGGUGAAACAUUUGCUAGAUUUGCCACCUCAUUAAGAGCAUAAAGAACUGCUGGUGGGGUUUUAUUCAUGGAAUUUUAAGACCCAUCAACAUUAAAUCUGCUGCAGGAAAAGGUCUGUUGAGACCCUUAUCGAUUCUGGAUUGAGGCAUUAAACUGUCUGUUCUGAAGUUUUGUAUGUUGGCAAUAUUAUGCAUAUCAGUAAUUUGUGAUUUUUUCUCCAUUUUUGUAUGCUUAAUGAAAUGAACCUGCAAUUGUGUUCAACUGAUGUCAAUUCUGUUCGGAAGCUCAUGAUAUUGUUUGAUUUUGAUUUAAUGCACAUUAAACGAUUUUGCACAAUCAAA